Messenger RNA from Nerophis lumbriciformis (worm pipefish), 1855 nucleotides. It is a transcript of the gene ccsapb, whose product is annotated as centriole, cilia and spindle-associated protein b. Gene Ontology annotation, cellular component: ciliary basal body; spindle; centriole. The record is from RefSeq and is a predicted model, not a curated record. Gene Ontology annotation, biological process: regulation of mitotic spindle assembly. NCBI's taxonomy places the organism in Eukaryota, Metazoa, Chordata, Actinopteri, Syngnathiformes, Syngnathidae. Gene Ontology annotation, molecular function: microtubule binding.
CAUUACGCUCUGGCAAUAACAUGAACGCCAUCUGUUCUCCGCUCCCGUGAAACCCGAGCCUGGUUGAAGAAGAUGGUGACCAGGAAGAUCCGUCGCUCGGAGUACAUGAAGAAAUAUAAAGACCCUAAAUGGGAGACUUACACAAAGUGUUACGAGGAGCUGGUGAAGUACAGACUGAGUCGCAGACUCCUGGAGCAAACACACAAACCCUGGAUCUGGAAUCUCCCUGAUUCCGACUCAGAGACCGGGGAAGCAAAGUCACCUGGUAAAGGUGAAGGCCCUCCGAGGGCAAAGAUGGAGGCGUGCCAGGGGCCCAAGGCAGAUGUACCCAGACUGCCUGGCCUGCAGGAGGAGCGAGGAAAUGAUUGUCAUCAAAAAGAAGUUCGAGAGUCAUGUGCAGCCGAGGGCCAUACAGGAGAGCAGAGUGGUAGGAAACACAAAAGGGAGCCACACGAAGACGCUGAAGUUCCACAGCCGCCGCCGAGCAAACCAAGGAGACUUUCCAAGUCGUCUCGCCUCCAGCGGGUGAAGUCUGUCGUGCAGCAGCCUCCUAAAGACCACAGCAAACAUCCUUUCGCUCUGUAUGCUUCUGGUGAGAAGGACGCUGACACCGCAGGCAAAAAGACGCACAACGUGCUACCUAUUGCUUCGACAAGCGAGAUCCACGCAUCUGCUCUCAGGGCAAAGACUCGGAGGGAAGCGGAGCGACAGGUCCAGACCCAAAGAAACGAGCGCCGCAUAGCGAAGUCAACUGAUAAGCGCAAAGCCAGGAAGAAGGUUAGGCCUGAUUUUAACCCUUGGCUCACAGAGUACAUGCGCUGCUUCUCUGGUCGCACUCGAUGAAACGCAUUAUAAAUAGUACAAAGACAUUAUUUUGGGCCCAGGUACCAUUCUAAACACACACAGGAUGUGGGACUACUUUUUUAAUGGAAACUACAGAAGAAAAUACAUCUGAAAAGGCACUGUACUGUAUUCACAAUGUUUCUAUAUAUUAAUAUAGAAAGAAUGUAUGAAGAAUGUGUUUAAUCCCUUAUUGAACACUUUAGUCUUGUACAUGCAGAAAAUUAAAGAACUAGUAAUGUUUAGUUAGCAUUGGUUGUUCACUAGUUGUGGUGAAGUGCAUGUACACUAACCAGCCUUAAAGGUGAAUGUGUGUGUGCUGAAUUGUCAUACAUGGGGCAUAAUUUGUAGCAGUUUUACUGUCUAACCAUAGACACUAAAAGACAUUUUUUUUCCAGAAGUUAAGUUUGUAGUUUGAGAGGCGUUUUUCUUGAUUUUUCUCAAACCACUGCACCUUUACCAGUCUUAUGGUGCUCUCCACACACUUUGAAGCCCCGUGGCUCAGGAGGUCAAACUACAUGUGGACAUUAAGACAAAAUGAAUGCUAUUUACACACAUGCACACACAUUGAUCUAAACAGUCAUCGAGGAGAAACUCGUCUCUGUGCCAUAUGUCGAUAUUUAUAUUAUUGCCAAACAAGUUCAGGUUCUGAUAGUAAUACUAUUGUUGCAUAUAUUUGGUUCAGUGUUACUGUUUGUGACAAUAUGAUUUUUCUAUUGUUCAAAUUCUACAGUGUAAUUCUGUAGGGAAAAAACAUUCAACAAAAGAUUUUUGUGCAAUAUGUUUGACAAUCUUGGAACAAGGUGAUCUGUCUCUGAUUCAUUACUUUUUUCCUUUACAUUUGGUUGUGAAACAACAGGGUUAAAUCAUGUUUAUAUUAGAAGUGUACAUAUUAAGUAUGAGUUGAAAGGGUUAUAAGUUAGAAGCAAUUUUUCUUUUUCAGCAUUAAUUCACUUUGGAUCAAUUUACUGGAUUUCCCACAAGACUUAAAUGUUUCUUUAUUGUACCGUUCAAA